AUGACGGCUUUCGAUACGCAUCGAAAGGAGUUGCGGUCGAAAGUCAUGAGUCUUCUCAUUGACACUAUUGUCGUCGAAUCGGUUUCGCGUCAAACGCACGACGUUAAUUGCACGAAAACGACCAGACCCCAUAAAAUCUGGCUUGCAGCCUCAACGGCUCAUUCGGUAAAGCGGCCUAACCGAAUCCGUACCGACCAGGGGGGGGGCUUAUUCACACGUUUGCCGCAUCGUCACCUCGUCACUCACCACCCACAGUCAGCCAGCAGUCACUGUCACCGUCACCGUCACUGUCACCGUGGUGUACGCAAGCACAGAAAACCGUCGACGAGACAUGUUCUUCGACUUACCCGCAUCAUCCUCUUCACUAUCGACAUGUACUUGUCCUUGGACUUCGACGGCGGCACCGGAGGGGUGGUCGGUUGGGCGGCGACGGCACCGUUCUUUUCAGCAGCGUUGUUCGUCGCGGUGUGUCUGGAUGCUGUCGUCGUACGGUUUGCGGUCGCUUUCACGUCUGGACUCAUACUUGGUGUUCACUGUCGUCGCUGGCGUGUACCAUUCACAACACAGCCGUCGUCACAGGCUUAA
Messenger RNA from Soboliphyme baturini, 585 nucleotides. Lineage: Eukaryota; Metazoa; Nematoda; Enoplea; Dioctophymatida; Soboliphymatidae. The record is from the annotation of a GenBank genome assembly.